CGACCCUUGCACCUGCAUCCCCAAAGCCACCACACCAUUGCAUCCCACGGCAAUGCAGCGCCAGCCGCAACUGCAGUAAUCUUUAAUACACCACCGCCACCAUGUUCGGCAAGCGACGACGGGCAGCGUCGAAUCCGCCCCAGCGAGCCCCGCCGCCCAGCGCAUCCGCCUCGCUCGCCGCCUCGAAAGCCUUCAUCAAGAAUGCCGAAUCCAACGGCGACCUCUCGUCGGCUGCUGCGGCCGCCGCCCUGCGCACCCACGUCACGACGCCGACUCCCGUUGGCGACACAGUCACGAAGCGCAUGGCCCGCCGCGGCUCGCUAUCGUCAAACGGCAGCGUCUCGCGACCACAGCCCGGCUCCCUGCGCCGACAGUCGAGCUCAGGAUCCAUGACGGAGCGCUCCUUUCGCGCACCAUCGCCCGGCGGAGGAAGCCCAGCAGAUGCGGAUGCGCCGCCCGUUCCGCCAGUGCCAAAGAACAUGCAGCAGCAGCAAGGCAGCGUUGUCCAUCGGCGUGCUUCCAGCCUAGAGCCUACGUACCGUGGAGGAUCGCCCGCGCCAGGAGGCAGAGGCAGAGGCGUCAGCCUGGAUAGGGGCGCCAAUCCUACUGGGAGAGGGCAACGGCCUGCCAGCCAUCUCGCUCAGGUGUCCGAGGAGGACGACGCGUUGCGGUCCGUAAACUUCUCCCGCCCAAUGUCCCCAGGCGCCAUAGGCACACGCCAGAAUCCCUCUCCGCCCUCGAGCAAAGGAUGGUUCGGCGGCCCUCUGGUGAAUCAGGAUGCGGUCCAGCGCAUGACCUCGACAUCGCGACCAAAGACAUCCAGUGGUGUAUCCAGCUACGACCUCCAGAACGCCCAACGAUCGGUCCAGAGUGCCUCUGAGCGCCCAGUGCAAACACACCAGAUUUCACAAGGCCUGCAAGGCGCAAGACUGUCGAGUGGCAGUAUGCGCGCCAAGCCAUCUGGCUCUGCUGUGCAGACGCAAUCCUACGUGCCGCGACAAGCCCCUCGACCUGUCGACCCGAACUCACCGGAUGCUAUUUACGAUCCUUCAACGCGCAAAUUCAUUCACAAGCAGGAUGCCAUGGCCCGUCAUCGAGAGCUGCAUGAAGAGCCCGAGCCUGAGCCCACGCGACAAUAUGUGUCACAGCAUGCCGACACCUUCCACUCCGUCCACAUACCAGAGAACCAGAUGGGCCGCGGCUCGCCGAGUCCUAUACGCCACUAUGUUCGCCAGGAACAGCCAGCACCACAGAGAAGAGAAGAGCCGAUAGCUGUAUCGCGCACACCCGAACCGCAACCCAGUACCGCUACUGCAACGAGACACUCUGAUGACUUCGUUGAUGCCGAUUUCCCACCUCAGGAGCAGGCAAACACCAGUCGCAGGUUGGACGACUCUGGAUAUGGCACUAUAGCCGGCCACGAGGACGAGGUACCUUUGCCCAAAUUCGCUAUCAACCAGGACAGUGCGUACCCUCGCAUCGCCGCUCCAGCCAACUCGACACCUGCAAGUUCGAUUGGUGGUGGCAGUCUCCGUGACACGCACGAUCGACAUACUUCAUUGAGCCCACCACGCACUGCCCAUUUUGCGCCUGUAGCUGUCGAGCUUGCUGGUACCAAACACGACCCGCUGCCGCGCUCAGUAUCUCCUGCAAAAUCUGCCUUGAAGAGCUCGCCUUCAGUAUCGCGCCGCGGCGAAUCACCCGCUGCUUCGAACGGACGUCUCUUUGCCAAGGUUGCUCCGAGUGAAGCAUCUGACACUGCUUCCGAUGAUGGAGGCAGGAAGAAGAAGAAAAACGUGCGUGUCAGUUUCGAGGAGGAUCCGGUACUGCCAAGCAAACCUGCACAGGUCGAUACAGUCGGGCCAUCACAUGGAGGUCUCAGUGCGUCCAAGUGGAGUCCCAUAGCCGAGAAAGAGGACGAGUUCGAGGAUUUUAUGAAGCCACGCCCUGCUCUGCCUUUGUUUGGCAGCAUACGCGAGAAGGAGCGACGUCCGCAGGAGAACAUGGCUGAGAAGGUUACCGAGACCUUCCCGACUUCAAACGCUUCCAGCGACGUCGCGCUUGGGAACAUUGUCGCCGAAGACUUUGCCCAGAAGCACGGACAAGACAGCCCUCUACCGCCUGAAGUCACCACCGUUGAAGGGAGUGGCUACGUAUCAGACUCAAGCGACUAUUCAGACACCCACAAGCCUAUAGAGGCCUCGAAGCAGCCACCUGCUCCAGAGCCCAAGUCCCUGUCUACGUCGCAGGAGGAGACACCAGCAGCAGCUGCUUCAAUCACGGAACAGAUCGUUGAGGUGCCCAACAUCGCACUCCAGCCUGCUACCCCUAGUCCAUACGAGAAGCCUGAACCUGUGUAUCAGAAUAUGGCAAUACCUGGGGGUUGGGGCGACGAUGUUCCUGAGACCGACCGGCACGCAAUCACCCCUACCCCAACCAAGUCCGUCACGUCUAUGCCCGACCAGGACGCAUUGAGUCAACAGCAACAGUCUUUCGCACGGAUCGAGGAAGACGAUGAGACUACCGAUGAUAACAGCAGCGUUUACAGCGAUGCCUACGAAGACCUCACCGAUGGCGAAGGCGGGUUCGGUAGCAUCAAUGCGCUUAUGGAAAGUCCGGCCGUCCCGGCAUCUUCUGGCUUGAUGCAUUCAAAGUAUGCCAAUGCAAGUUCCACGGGCAAGCCUACAUCGAAGCUUCAGUUAGACACGUCUGUGGACGACAACCGCGAUUCAGACACUACGCCGACACAAGACUGGAAUGCUGCUCAGCAGCAUUGGAGUGGUGUGAAUGCGUCUCUGAGGAAGCCAAACUCUCAAUCAGAGCAGACCCAAGUAUCUUCCGAGCGAGCAUCGCAUGCCAAAGAAGUGAUCUCUCGAGUUACACAAGCUCCAGUCUCAGAAGAAAGAUCUAGACCAUCUGCCACGCGCGAGUAUUCACCGGAUACUACACCAGAGCGCAAGGUUACUGCUAUACCACCUCCAAGGGUCGCUACAUCGGCCGAUCGAACACCAACAAAACCUCUCAAGUCCGCUCUGAAAAAGAGUCCCGCACCACAGUCGGCACGCCCAGCUGAACCGCAGAACAAAACAUCGCUGCGAACGGCGGCUCCAAGAGAAGACACUCCUGAGGUCCAUAUGAAGCGAACCAUGAGAGGAGGCCCGAACACCGCUGCACGGGCCGAACCUCAGAUGGGAUCAACUAUGCGAUCGAGUAUGCGUGGACCUUCAGCUGCAGCUCCUAGAGCACAGCCCCAGAUGCGACAGAGCAUGCGUUCGGCUGAUCCCUCACCUGCGCCAGGCAUGGGCCUAGCAGCAUCACGACACAGCAUGGUACCUAUGGAUACCAAACCUCGAGGUGCUCUUCAGAAGAAGAAUAUUCCGCCUGCUGCUGCUGUCGGCAAGGGAAGACCACAGAGUGCGCCUGCUACAAAACCGAUGGCCGCUCCAGCACCUACGUACGACAGUGACUCAGACGCAUCUGCAAGCAGUUUCCAGCGUGUCAGGAAGCGCGGACGAGAACAAGGUGGGCGAUACACAAUGCGUGGCUCCAUGAGACAAGAACCUGCGCCUACCAUGCGAGCAAGUGCUCCAGCGCCAAAGCAAGUCCGCGCAAUCUCUCCUCCAGGAUCACCGUCGCCCGCCAUGCGAAGAUCUAUGCGGCCGUCUUCUCCUACCCCGGAACCAGUCAGAUCUUCCAAGUUUAGUAUUCGAUCUCUGUCUCCAAUGGGCAGAUUCCGGAAAGCACCUGAUGUGCGUCCUUCGUCGCCCACGCAGCCAAAGCCAAUGCCUACCUUCAGCAAGCAACCAAAGCCAUCUAAACCAUCAAAGCAAAAGGCAACGCCCGCCAAGGCCGUCAAAGCUCCGUUCAAGAGUCGGUUCGCUGACUCAAGUGACGAAGACGAAGACGCUCGGCCGUCUCGUUUCCAGAGUCGAUUUGAUGAUUCAGAUGAUGACGAGCCUCUCGACUACACUCUGCCCCCAGGUCUAGCGCCAGUACGAGGGAUUCCUAGGAAAGCUGGCGAAGAAGACGGCGACUCUACAGAUCUGGAAGAAGAAGCCGACGAUGAGACGCCCAAUGUGGCCGCGCAACCCGCACCAGCGCCGAAUAGGACCAGUGACGCCAAUGGCAAUGCCGGCGCACAAGGUACAGCCCUAUCUGCUGGCUCUUUACGUGACAGCAAGUAUGCGCCUUCGGCCUCCUCUGGAGCUGCUGGCAAGGCCAAGACGAAGCGUGGCUUCUUCGGUCUAGGAAAGAAGAAGACUACUGCUCAACCGGAAGCUGUCCAGGCGCAACCCCAGGCUGUGCAAAAUGUUUCAGAGCCUGAUGAGAUUCCUAUGCCACCCGCGCAACGCAACCGCGACAUGACUCACCCUAUGACGCCCAUCGACGAGGACAAGGAAUUCGGCGAUCCGACACCCAGUUCUCCAAGGUCGCCUAAGUUGCAACGCCGAAAGACUCCGGAAUGGCCACUUCCGCCCACCAUCGGCACUGACGAUCGUCCCAUGAGUUCAGAUGGUGUCGCGCCCCGUAGACCUCGCUUCGCCACCCGUUCCAGCCUCGUCUCUAACGUGUCGGCACCGAUCGUGGACGCGCAGGGCCGUUCUGUUUCCUACGGCAGAAGCGGAAAGAAGAAGAAGUUCCAAGGCCUAAGGCGGGUCUUUGGACUGAAUGACUGAGCGCGUUUGGCUAGUAGCUAAUCCGCGUUGUUGUAGAGUUGCGGGAAAACAUCAAGACCACCCUGGGGCUUUCACCGUGUAUGCCAAACGCCGCAGACUGGAACACUCAUCCUCUACAGCAUCGAGCCGCUCGCAUAUAUCCGUUGCGUCCUUUAUCCGCGUCUCGAACAAAUUGUUGACCUGCCAUCGAUGUACUUCACCCCCACUGUCUCAGUCUCCCACCCUGCGCCUCUGAGCCCGAACCCACGACGACCAUCAAUUUUCCUGUUUUCCAUCUACGCUCCGUGCUGUACCUCUGUCUAGUCUGCCUUUUUUCCUUUUCACCGCUCGAUUGGCUCCGAUGAGGUCUUCGAAAAGAACAAUGAUACCAG
Molecule: messenger RNA, 5047 nt
Organism: Alternaria rosae
Lineage: Eukaryota; Fungi; Ascomycota; Dothideomycetes; Pleosporales; Pleosporaceae
Exons: 2
Coding region: 102-4676 (1524 amino acids)
Source: RefSeq, a predicted model, not a curated record